AUGACGCUGGACAUCUUUCUUUCAUUCUUCAAAACUCUUUAUGCCGAUGAUGCCAUGAAACCCAUUCUCAUUCUUUCACUCUCCAUCAUCGUCGUCGUCAUCACGUUCUUCAUUCUAUCUUUUAUCUCCAAACACCCUUCAAUUUACUUGGUGGAUUACGCUUGUUGCAGCCCCCCAAAAAGUUUACAAUCACCCUCUGACGCCUUCUUAAGGCACUCCCGUAUCAAUCUAAGUUCCCACCCCGAAAGUGUCGACUUCCAAAUGAAAGUCUUGGCUCGAUCAGGUUUAGGCGACGAGACGUAUUUGCCCCCAGCGAUGCACAGUCUCCCUCCAACUCCUUCCAUUGAAGCUUCGAGAAACGAGGCUGAAAUCGUCAUUUACUCAUCCCUUGAUUCGCUUUUUAAAAAAAUGGAGUUAAACCCACAGGAGGUCGACUUUCUUGUUGUAAACACUAGUGUUUUUGCGCCUGUUCCUUCUUUAACAAGCAUGAUCAUGAGAAGAUAUAACAUGAGAGAAGAUGUAAAAACAUUUAAUCUUUCUGGCAUGGGGUGUAGUGCUGGAUUGAUAUCUGUUAAUCUAGCUCGUGAUCUUCUUAAAAUUCAUAAGAACUCAAACGCUGUUAUUAUCACCACCGAGAUUAUAACACUGUUUUACUACACCGGAAAAGAUCGUUCCAUGCUUCUACCAAACUGCCUCUUCCGCAUGGGUGGUGCGAGUGUUUUGUUGUCCAACAAAAAAUGUUUCCGCAAGCAAUCAAAGUAUCGUUUACUUCACGUGGUACGAACCCACAUAGGCUCAUUUGAUAAAGCCUAUAAGUGUAUCCAUGAAAUGGAGGAUUCAGAGGGUAAAAUAGGUAUAUCGCUUUCCAAAGACUUGCCCAACAUAGCUCGUCAAGCUUUGAAAGCAAAUAUCCAUGCAUUUGCGCUUCAAGUCCUUCCUUUAACAGAAGUGUUCUUUUUUCUUAAGAAUGUAAUCAAGAAAGUUGUGUCUAAACGGAAGGACACCAAACCUUACGUACCAAAUUUCAAGCGGGUAUUCAAGCAUUUUUGUGUGCAUGCGGGUGGUCGGGGUGUGAUAAACAACAUGCAAACGGAAUUAGGGCUGACGUGGCAAGACAUGGAGCCAUCAAGGAUGACAUUGCAUAGGUUUGGGAAUACGUCAUCGUCUUCUUUGUGGUAUGAGCUUAGUUACUUAGAAGCUAAAGGGAGGAUGAAGGAAGGAGAUAGGAUUUGGCAAAUAGCUUUAGGAAGUGGAUUUAAAUGCAAUAGUGCUGUUUGGAAGUGUAACAGGAACAUAACAAAUCCACUUGAUGGGCCUUGGUUCGAUUGUAUCGAUAGGUACCCGAUUCAUGUCUCCUAA
Molecule: messenger RNA, 1359 nt
Organism: Lactuca virosa
Lineage: Eukaryota; Viridiplantae; Streptophyta; Magnoliopsida; Asterales; Asteraceae
Source: the annotation of a GenBank genome assembly